Eubalaena glacialis (North Atlantic right whale) is the source of this 1825-nucleotide messenger RNA. It is a transcript of the gene TMEM53, whose product is annotated as transmembrane protein 53. The record is from RefSeq and is a predicted model, not a curated record. NCBI's taxonomy places the organism in Eukaryota, Metazoa, Chordata, Mammalia, Artiodactyla, Balaenidae. Bases 79 to 915 code for a protein of 278 amino acids. The transcript has 3 exons.
GGAGGGCCCCGGGUGAGGUGCGGGAACGUGAGCGAGAGUUCCGGCCGGAGGCCCGAGCUGAGGGCCGGCGCCUUCAUCAUGGCCUCGGCCCAGCUGGACUACACCAUCGAGAUCCCGGAUCAGCCCUGCCGGAGCCAGGAGCACAGCCCCAACCAAGGUGGGAAGGAGGCGGGGACUCGACAGCCUUUGGUGAUUCUCUUGGGCUGGGGUGGCUGCACGGACAAGAACCUGGCCAAAUACAGCGCCAUCUACCACAAAAGGGGCUGCAUCGUGAUCCGAUACACAGCCCCCUGGCACAUGGUCUUCUUCUCCGAGUCCCUGGGCAUCCCUUCACUUCGUGUCUUGGCCCAGAAGCUGCUUGAGCUGCUCUUUGAUUACGAGGUUGAGAAGGAGCCCCUGCUCUUCCACGUCUUCAGCAACGCCGGCGUCAUGCUGUACCGAUACGUGCUGGAGCUCCUGCAGACCCACCGGCGCUUCUGCCACCUGCGUGUGGUAGGCACCAUCUUUGACAGCGGUCCUGGCGACGGCAACCUGCUGGGGGCUCUGAGGGCGCUGGCAGCCGUCCUGGAGCACCGGCCUGCCGCGCUGCGCCUGCUGCUCCUGAUGGCCUUUGCCCUGGUGGCAGUCCUGUUCCACGUCCUGCUGGCGCCGCUCACUUCCCUCUUCCACACCCACUUCUAUGACAGGCUGCUUGACGCAGCCUCUCGCUGGCCCGAGCUCUACCUCUACUCCAGGGCCGACGAGGUGGUCCUGGCCAGGGACGUGGAGCGCAUGGUGGAGGCACGCCUGGCGCACCGGGUCCUGGUGCACUCUGUGGACUUUGUGUCAUCUGCACACGUCAGCCAUCUCCGCGACUACCCUACUUACUACACGAGCCUCUGUGUCAACUUCAUGCGCAGCUGCGUCCAGUGCUGAGGUCCUUGCCCUACCCACCUCACCUCUGCUCCAGAAAUAAAUGCCUGACACCUCCCCAUAACCUACAUCCAUGGGUGGGGUCCUCUUCUGGUUCAACUCCCUGCAGCCCUCUGGGACUUUAUGGUCCUCCAGGUAGAGAAUUUCCAUGGGCCUCUGUCCUGGGGACUGUGGUGGUCUGCUUAUCCCAGGAUUCUAGGGGCAGGAGUGCCUGCGCAGGUCUCUGCGGAAGCCUAGCAGUGGUUGUGUUUGGGUAAGUGCAACAGUCAGGCUGCUGACCCCUGUGGCAUUUAGGCUGUGAAGGGUUAAUAAAGCUGGGGGUGGGGGGUAGGGGUGAGGAUGAGCCCCAGCGUUGAUCUCCGAUUCCUUGAAUAGAAGGUGAGCUUUGCAGGGAGGUGCCAGAGGGUAGGGGCAGGCUGGGGCAGGGGCUGUGAUCUGUGCUCCCAGGUCCCGGAAGGGCAGAGCCCCACAGCAUGGAGUACCGUCCCUGUGGAUCCCACUUGGCAGUUCACUCAGGCUUCUCAUUGCCAGGGAGUCUGAUGUGGAAGCCAAAUGGGGAGCUGAGGAUACACAGGUGGGGGGCCUGUCCAGGUGUACCACACUUUGCCAGGAAGCCGCUAGAUCCAGGAAAGUUGCAAGAUGUGUGUGUAAUGGGCAGAUGGAGUGGGGAGCAGGAAGACAGCAGCGCCAGAUGGGAGCUGGGACAAGCUGAGUCAGGAGCCCUAAAGACCAGAACCAGAACCACUGGCCUGAAAAAAACUCCUUGCAUCUCCUUGAGGGAGACCCACUUGGAUCCUCUGUAGGCAGAAGCAGUGCUUUCAGCCUUAGAGUCCUGUAUCAUCUAUCAUUCUACAAGUCACUGCUGCACAAUGCUGGCACAUAGCAGGCAUUCAAUAAAUAUUUGUUGAUUUAA